GUCAACGCUCCAGGCGCGCUCCCUCCGAUCUCUCUGCCAGUUGGGUAAGUGUGUCUGUCUGUCUGUCUGUCUGUUUGUCUCGUGUUAUUCAACUUCAAUGUCUAACUGUUUGUCAAUCACUCGGUGUCACAUUUACAUUAUGUCAAAAUUGCAAUGCCAACCUUAGUGUCUUGUCUUUUCAUGUCUUUAUCUCACCAUGCAAAUCAGUCUGGUUUUGUGAACCUCUAAGUGCAAUUCUAUUACCUACAUACUUAUUUUCCUCCUCAGGCAGUUCCCGUACCGAGAUGUCCACAUCUAAUGAACCAAACGUGGAUGAAGACAACCAAGGAAGCAGUGCUGAGAGUGAAGCAGGCACUGACUCCGACUUGAACGUGAACUCUGAAGAAGAGUCAUCUGGAGAAGAUGACUCUGCUGGUGACGACGGUGAGUGGAGGCGUAUAGCGGGUGUUUGUGACAGAGGAGCGGUACCCAUCCACUUCAGUGCUACACCAGGUUACAAGAAUAUACCUCAGGGGAUAAGUAAGCCUAUUGAAUACUUUAAUUUAUUCUUCACGGAUGAAUUUAUUGAAAAAAUUGUUCAAGAAACAAAUAAGUACAGCGACCAGUACGUGGAGGAGCACGAAGAGCAUCUAUCCACGCAUUCAAAGUCUCGUGUGCACCAAUGGCUCCAGAAGGGUCACACCAACAAAGAGGAAAUUCGAGCUUUUUUGGGCGUGUGUUUGAAUAUGGGUAUUGUAAGUAAACCCACCAUUGAAAGUUUUUGGGAUACAGUUCAUCCCAGCAUAAACACACCUUGGUUUCCCCAACAUUUUAAAAGAAACCGGUUUCAACUAUUGUUGAAAUUUUUACAUUUCAAUGAUAACUCAUUGUAUAAUGAAGGUAAUCCAGAUCAUGCUCUUUAUAAAAUCAAGCCAAUAAUAGAGCAUCUCCAAGAAAAAUUCAUUGAAUAUUUUCAUCCAGGUAGAGACCUUUCCUUGGAUGAAAGUUUGAUUGCCUUCAAGGGAUUGACUCCCCAUCUUCGCCAGUUCAUGCGUAACAAGCUCCAUGCUAAAUUUGGCGUCAAGAUGUGGUGUGUAUGUGAUGUCAACUCAGGGUACACGUGUACUUUUGAAAUAUACGGAGGAAAGACCCGAGAGCCGCCAGUACGUGGGACCUUCAACGUCACUCACAGAACAGUAAUCCGGCUCCUCAACCAAGCAAGAGUACUUAAUUUAGGUCACAAUGUCGGCUUCGACAACUACUUCUCUUCCCCAGCGUUGUUCCAAGAUCUCUACGAGCGUAACACCACAGCAACAGGCACAGUGAGGAGCAAUCGACAAGGACUGCCACCUGACAUGCAAGAUACCAGAGUCCUCAACAAUGAAGUGGCUGAGUGGCGCCAAGGUAAUAUGCUCUGUGUCAAGUACAGAGAUGGGACAAGGAACCCUGUCCAUCUAAUAUCAACAAAAUGUAGUGGUGGAUUCACACGUAACAAACAGAAGAAAUGA
Messenger RNA from Eriocheir sinensis (Chinese mitten crab), 1487 nucleotides. Its product is annotated as piggyBac transposable element-derived protein 4-like. The coding region runs from base 285 to 1487 and encodes 400 amino acids. The transcript has a single exon. NCBI's taxonomy places the organism in Eukaryota, Metazoa, Arthropoda, Malacostraca, Decapoda, Varunidae. The record is from RefSeq and is a predicted model, not a curated record.